AUGGAAUCUGAUGAAAAAGAACCAGGACUAGAAAAGAAUUAUGUUCAAGAGUCCCAGAGUUAUAGAAAUAAUUUAGAUAAAUCAAAUGAUAUAAAUUCAACUGCAGAUGAAUAUAAAAAUCAAAACGAUGUUGAAACUAUAUCAGAAGAAGAUGAAGAUGAGGUAGAAUUAAUUGACGAAUCUUUAGGUACAACAAUUUUAAAUGAAAUUCAACAAGGUAGUUAUGUUUGUUUAGUAUGUACUGGUGAAAUAGAUCAAGAUUCAACCAUAUGGACUUGUGCUCAUUGUUAUCGAGUUUAUGAUUUAGAUUGUAUUAAAGAUUGGGCAAUUAAUGGUUCAAGUACAAAUAAAGUAAAUAAAUCAUUUAGAUGUCCAAGCUGUAAUACGAAAAUUAAGAAAAGACCUAAAAAAUUCACUUGUUGGUGUGGUAAAAUAUCAAAUCCUGAUAAGAAUCCAUUAAUGCCUUUUAGUUGCGGUAAUUCUUGUAAUUAUAAAUAUCAAAAUUGUAUUCAUAAGUGUUCAAGUAUUUGUCAUCCUGGUAAACAUCCAGUUUGUGGUGCAUUAGGUCCAGUUAUGAAAUGUAAAUGUGGUGAAGAAUCAAGACAAUUACCAUGUAUUAUAACUCCAUAUGAUAAAGGUUGGAGAUGUGAAAAUGAAUGUAAAAAUAUUAAAUUAUGUGAUUUAAAUCAUAGAUGUAAAAAAGGAUGUCAUGAUGGAUUUUGUGGUAAAUGUAAAGAAAAAUUGAUACUUCCUUGCUAUUGUGGUAAAAAUGAAUUGAAACUUCAAUGUUGUAAUAAGGAAUUAAAAGAUUGUGGAGGUUUUAUUGGUGGUGGUUCAUGUAAAUCAAUUAAUAAAAUUUAUUAUGAUUGUAAUGAACAUUACGAAUUAAAACCAUGUCAACCAAUUAAAAAAAUUGAAAAAUGUAAAUAUUCACCAGAUGUAAUAACUACUUGUUAUUGUGGUAAAACUAAAGUUGACACACAAAAUAGAUCAAAAUGUACUGAUCCAGUACCUGAAUGUGACUUAAAAUGUAACAAAUUAUUACCUUGUGGUCAUCAUUGUCAAUUUAAAUGUCAUGAAGGUGAAUGUGAAUGUACAACAAUUUUAGAUUUAAAAUGUUCAUGUGGUAAUGAAAGUUAUUCAGCAAAAUGUAAAUCAAUACAGCAAGGUUUUAAAGCUCCUAAAUGUAAUCAUAAAUGUUCUGUUUUAUUAAGUUGUAGAAGACAUUAUCAUCGUGAACCAUGUUGUGAAUAUGAACAAAUUGGAUUAGAAAGAGAAAGAAUUAAAAAGAAACAAAUUAGAAAUAAUUUAAGAACUAGUCAUAAUGAUUUAAUGUCAAUUGAAGCAAUUCACAUUUGCACAAAAACAUGUAAUAGAUUGAAAAGUUGUGGAUUACAUGAAUGUCAAGCAAUGUGUCAUAAUGGUCCAUGUGAAAUUUGCUUAGAAUCAACAAAUGAUGAUUUAGUAUGUAAUUGUGGAAAAACAAUUAUUCAUGCACCAGUUAGAUGUGGUACUAAAUUAAUUUGUAAUGAACAAUGUAUUAGACCAAAACAAUGUGGUCAUCCUACAGAACAUCAUAAAUGUCAUGAAUUUGGUAGUUGUCCAAACUGUACAGCAUUAAUAAAGAAAACUUGUAAUUGUGGUAAUAAACAUGAUAUUCCAGCUUUAUGUUCACAAGAAAGAGUUAGUUGUGGUAAAAUUUGUCAAGUUGCAAAAGAUUGUGGUCAUCCGUGUUUAAGAACUUGUUCUGGUGAAUGUACAAAAGGUAAUCAUAAUACUUCAAUCAAUUGUCAAUCAUUUUGUAAAAAGGUUAGAACUACUUGUCCUCAUUUAUGUAAAUUAAAAUGUCAUUAUAAUAAAAAACAAUGUGAUGAAGUUAUAUGUAAUGAAAAUGUUCAAUUAUCAUGUGAAUGUGGUAAUUUACAAAGAAAAGUUAAAUGUGGAUCAUCUUUAAUUAAACCAACUACUAUUGGUAUCGUUUUACCUUGUGAUGAUUCAUGUGCUAUAGCUAAACGAGAUGCAAAAUUACGUGCUGCAUUCAAUGUUGAUGACGAAAAAAGUGAAAUUUAUUCAUUAAAUGUUUUGGAAACUUUUCAAAAGCAAAAAAAUUGGUGUUUGAAGAUUGAACGAAUUGUGAAACAAUUUGUAAUUGAUUGUAAUAAUGGUAUUACUAAGAAAACAUUUCAUUUUCAUCCAAUGAAUUCUUUACAACGACAAUUUAUUCAUGAAUUAACUGAUGCUUAUCAUAUUUAUACUGAAUCACAAGAUCAAGAACCAAAAAGGUCUGUGUUUAUGGUUAUUACAAGAUUGACUAAAAUUCCUGAAAAAUCAAUUGAACAAGUUAUUAAUGAAAAUUUACAAAAAGAAAUUGCACAGUCAAAAGUAGAAGAAUUAUCAAAAGAAGAAAUUGAUAAUUCAUCAUUUAAUGCUAUUUUAAUUAAAGAUUUAUUUUUUGGUAUUGGUAAAAAAGAUUUAGAAAGGGGAUUAGAUAUGCAAGGAACCUUUCAAUGGAUUAAAGAUUCUACAUUUGUUUAUUAUACUGAUAAUUAUAAAUCAAUGACCAAGGAAUUUGAAGAUGAACUUUAUUUAUUAUCUAAACGUUUCAAAAAGAUUAUUCGUGAAAAAUCGUUAGCUUUUGAUUGUAAAUUAUGUUUAAUUGAUGAUAGUGCUACUUACGUUUUAAAAACAGAACAUCAUACACGAACAACACCAGAGGUUAAAGAUGAAAUUAAAACUGAUAAUAAUGCAUUUAGUAUAUUAAGUAUUUAA
Molecule: messenger RNA, 2769 nt
Organism: Insectozyma verbasci
Lineage: Eukaryota; Fungi; Ascomycota; Pichiomycetes; Serinales; Debaryomycetaceae
Source: the annotation of a GenBank genome assembly